Camelina sativa (false flax) is the source of this 2813-nucleotide messenger RNA. RefSeq names its product putative G-type lectin S-receptor-like serine/threonine-protein kinase At1g61610. Gene Ontology annotation, molecular function: protein serine/threonine kinase activity; ATP binding. Lineage: Eukaryota; Viridiplantae; Streptophyta; Magnoliopsida; Brassicales; Brassicaceae. The record is from RefSeq and is a predicted model, not a curated record. Gene Ontology annotation, cellular component: plasma membrane. Gene Ontology annotation, biological process: protein phosphorylation; recognition of pollen.
UUCAAGAGUCAUUAUUUUGUUUUUUUUUUUUUUUUUUCAUUUAUCGUAGUGUAAAGAUCUCAAACCUAUGGCAGGAUUUUACAGAAUCCUUACUUUGGUGAUGAACCUUUUGAUGUUGUUUCAACUAUGUAGCAACGUAUAUUGCUCCACAAGCAACUCAAUCACCAGAAACCAGAUGAUACGAGACGGAGACUCACUGAUCAGCGAGGAUGAAAGCUUUGAGGUUGGUUUCUUUAGUCCCAAGAACUCAACCUUAAGGUAUGUCGGAAUAUGGUACAAGAACAUCGAACCUCAAACAGUUGUCUGGGUAGCGAAUCGAGAGAAGCCAUUGUUGGAUCACAACGGAGCUUUGAAGAUUGCAGAUGACGGGAACUUGGUGGUCGUGAAUGGUCAAAACGUAACAGUUUGGUCCACAAGUGCUAAACCCGAGUCAAACAACACCGUUGCUGCUCUGUUGAAAACAGGGGAUUUGGUUCUGUCUUCAGAUUCAGACAGAAACAAAUGGUAUUGGGAGAGUUUUGACAAUCCAACAGAUACUUUCUUGCCGAGUAUGAGGGUGCGGGUGGAUCCUUCACUGGGAGAAAACCGCGGUUUUGUCCCAUGGGAAUCCGAAAGUGAUCCUUCACCAGGAAGGUAUUCAAUGGGGAUUGAUCCUAAUGGAGCACCAGAGAUUGUGAUUUGGGAAGGGGAAAAAAGGAAAUGGCGUAGCGGACCGUGGAACUCGGCUAUCUUUACCGGUAUACCGGAUACGUACCGAGUCACAAACUAUAUUCGAGGGUUUAAGCUCUCUCCUCCUGAUCGAGAUGGUAUAGUGUAUUUCACUUAUGUUACCAUAAACAGUUCUGAUUUCUUGAGGUUUCAGAUUAGGUUUGACGGUGUACAAGAGCAGUUUAGAUGGAACAAGGAUGCCAAGAACUGGACUUUGCUUCAAAAGAAACCGGACAAGGAAUGCGAGAACUAUAACCGUUGCGGUAAUUACAGUGUAUGUGAUGAUAGCAAAGAGUUUGAUUCCGGUAAAUGCAGUUGCAUGGAUGGUUUUGAGCCAGUUUAUCAGGAUCAAUGGAACAACAUGAAUUUUUCCGGUGGCUGCAAGAGAAGAGUUCCAUUGAACUGUAGUCAGAGUUUGGUUGCGGAUAAAAGAGAUGGGUUUAAGGUACUAAAGGGAAUGAAGUUGCCUGAUUUUGGAUCAGUUGUUCCACUUAACAACUCAGUAACUUGUAAAGAUGUAUGCGUGAGGGACUGCUCUUGUAAUGCUUAUGCGGUUGUAGGAGGGAUCGGAUGUAUGAUUUGGACCCGUGAUUUGAUGGAUAUAGAGAGGUUUAGACUCGGUGGAAACUAUAUUAUUAUCCGGCUGGCAGGUUCUGAACUAGGAGGUGGAAAGGAGAAAUCGAAAAUUUGGAUAAUUAUUGUCAGUGUUAUAGGUGCAUUCUUGCUAGGAUUAUGCAUUUGGAUCUCAUGGAAAAGGCUUAAAGCUUUCUUGUGGAGGAAGAAAGAUCUUCCAGUUUCCGAUACCAGAGAUAACUCGGUUACGUUCAAAAGCUCACCAAUCAGUGUUCUAGUAGGGGAUCAAGUUGACACACCCGAUUUGCCAAUUUUCAGUUUCGACAGCGUAGCCUCAGCAACAGGAGAUUUCGCUGAACAAAACAAACUUGGACAGGGCGGAUUCGGUACUGUAUAUAAGGGAAACUUUUCAGAAGGAAGAGAGAUUGCGGUGAAGAGACUAUCAGGGAAAUCUAAGCAAGGACUGGAGGAAUUCAAGAACGAGAUCUUACUAAUCGCGAAACUCCAGCAUCGGAAUCUUGUUAGAUUACUAGGAUGUUGCAUUGAAGACAACGAGAAGAUGCUUCUCUAUGAAUACAUGCCAAACAAGAGUUUAGAUCGCUUCCUUUUUGAUGAGAGUAAACGAGGAAGUUUGGACUGGAGAAAACGAUGGGAGAUCAUUGGAGGAAUUGCUAGAGGAUUGCUUUACUUGCAUAGAGACUCAAGACUAAAGAUCAUUCACCGUGACCUAAAAGCUAGCAAUAUCUUGCUAGACACGGAAAUGAAUCCAAAGAUUUCGGAUUUCGGUAUGGCUAGGAUCUUCAACUACCGACAAGACCAUGCCAACACGAUCCGAGUCGUCGGCACAUAUGGUUAUAUGGCUCCGGAGUAUGCAAUGGAAGGGAUAUUUUCAGAGAAAUCUGAUGUGUAUAGCUUUGGAGUGUUGAUAUUGGAGAUUGUGAGUGGAAGAAAAAACGUUAGCUUUCGAGGAUCUGAACAUGGAAGUCUCAUCGGUUAUGCGUGGUAUUUAUGGAGCCAAGGAAAGACAAAAGAGAUGAUAGAUCCAACGGUGGAGGACAGUCGAGACGUAGCGGAAGCGAUGAGAUGCAUCCACGUGGGGAUGUUGUGUACACAAGACUCGGUCACCCACAGACCAAACAUGGGUUCGGUAUUGUUGAUGUUGGAGAGUCGAACGGGUCAACUUCCACGUCGGAGACAGCCUACCUUCCAUUCGUUCUUAUACUCCGGUGAGAUUGAUGAACUAAACUUGGAUGGUCAAGAUGUUGCCACGGUCAACGAUGUUACUUUCACCACAAUUGUUGGUAGAUGACUCUCAUUGACCAUACGUUAUUCUUCCCCUACGCUCCUUUGACUAUUCGUCUUUUUUCCCAUAGAUUUCAACCUUUCCACUUAUAUAAAACUAGCAUACUGCAUACGUAAUUGGAUCUGUACAUUGAGGAGAAGUAAAAAAAAAAAACAAGUCGGAUUUGUACACUUGUUGUUUGUUUGGGUCAACUACGUACUGAUUUGUGAAAGAAAAAGCGCUUAGUCAA